Rubroshorea leprosula is the source of this 554-nucleotide messenger RNA. NCBI's taxonomy places the organism in Eukaryota, Viridiplantae, Streptophyta, Magnoliopsida, Malvales, Dipterocarpaceae. The record is from the annotation of a GenBank genome assembly.
GCUGAAACUGAGCUUGGGAAAUCUCUCCUCGCUACAGGGACUGGAACAAAUCGUGAUAAGUUGAUUAUGGAGGCCACAACAAAUAGAAUCAAAAACUUACUUGUCAAGGUUAGAUCCCUUCGGAUGAGUGGCUCUUGCGCAUUAAACCUCUGUGGAAUUGCAUGUGGAAGGCUCGAUCUCUUCUAUAGUCUCAGAUAUGGGGGACUAUGGGAUGUAGCAGCUAGUAUUGUGAUUGUUAUAGAAGCUGGAGGCCUUGUGUAUGAGCCAUCUGGAAAAGAUUUCGACAUCACAUCUACAAGUACAAGAAUUGCAGCUUCAAACCCUUGCCUGAGGGACGCAUUUGUCAAGGCAUUGGAGCUAUCAGAAUAAGGAAGUACCUAUAGUUUAUGAAUAUCAGCAAAUUUGUCUAUUAUUUUCUCAUAUCUAUAGUUCUUCUUAGGAACAUUAUAUGAUGCUUUCUUUGUUACAUUAUGGACUAAAUUAGUACCUAUUUUAAUAGGCAUUUGGCCUUGAGUUGUCCCAUUGUUAAGGUCUUAUAAAGAGUGCAUAAAUCU